GGCAGGGUCCGGCCCAGAGCGCGGCCCUGUCGCUGCCGCGGUCGGAGGCGCAGCUGUGCCCCGGCCCGACGCGGGGCCGCCGUCUCGCCCGUCACAGGCGGCCCGGCGCGGCGGCCAGCGCGGGGCUCAUGGCCCAGUUCUAGGUCCAAUGAUUAGUUCUGUGACAAGACAGCAUGACACUUUGAGUAUGACAGAAGCCCUGAUGCUGCAGCAGAGGCUGGGAAUAUUAAUGGCCAAAUCUAGAGAUCAGAUGGUCUUCUGAAGAAGUCAUGGGUAGCUGUUGUAGCUGUCCAGAUAAAGAAACUGUCCCAGAUAACCACCGAAACAAGUUUAAGGUUAUUAAUGUGGAUGAUGAUGGUAAUGAACUGGGUUCUGGCAUAAUGGAACUUACAGAUACAGAACUAGUUUUGUACACCCGUAAAAGGGACUCUGUAAAAUGGCACUACCUCUGUCUCCGUCGCUAUGGCUAUGACUCAAAUCUUUUCUCUUUUGAAAGUGGUCGAAGGUGUCAGACUGGACAAGGAAUCUUUGCCUUUAAGUGUGCCCGGGCAGAAGAGCUAUUUAACAUGUUACAAGAGAUAAUGCAGAAUAAUAGCAUAAAUGUGGUAGAAGAACCAGUAGUAGAAAGGAAUAAUCAUCAAACUGAGUUGGAAGUACCAAGAACCCCUCGAACACCUACCACUCCUGGAUUCAAUGCACAAAGUUUACCCAAUGGCUAUCCCAGAUACCCAUCUUUUGGAGAUGCUUCAUCACACCCUUCCAGCAGACACCCUUCUGUCGGCAGCGCACGCCUCCCCUCUGUCGGUGAAGAAUCAACACAUCCUUUACUUGUAGCAGAGGAGCAAGUGCACACUUACGUAAACACUACUGGAGUCCAAGAGGAAAGAAAAAAUCGAUCAAGUGUGCAUGUGCCACUGGAAUCAAAGCUUUCAAACACUGAAACAACUAAAGCAAAAGAAGAUCAGAUGUGUACUGAUGACAGAGAUGCUCAGGUUCUCCUGGAGCCUGAAGGAGUGAAGUUUGUUUUAGGACCAACACCUGUUCAAAGGCAGUUAAUGGAAAGAGAGAAACUGGAACAACUUGGGAGAGAUCAAGUUAGUGGCAGCAGCACAAACAACACUGAAUGGGACACUGGGUACGACAGUGAUGAACGUAGAGAGACACCAUCUGGUAAUAAAUUGGUGUAUGAAAAUAUAAAUAGGUUAUCAAUCCCUAGUGCCUCAGGGGUCAGGAGAGGUCGCUUGACAUCAACCAGUACCUCAGACACCCAGAACAUUAACAACUCUGCUCAGAGGAGAACUGCGCUGCUGAACUACGAGAACUUGCCAUCCUUGCCUCCUGUUUGGGAAGCCCGGAAGCUGAGCAGAGAUGAAGACGACAGUUUAGGACCAAAGACCCCGUCUCUGAAUGGCUACCACAAUAACCUAGAUCUAAUGCAUAACUAUGUCAAUACAGAGAAUGUAACAGUACCAGCAAGUGCUCAUAAAGUAGAAUUUACACGACGUCGGGACUGUACCCCAACAGUCUUUAACUUUGACAUUAGGCGUCCAAGUUUAGAACACAGGCAGCUCAACUAUAUACAGGUUGACUUGGAAGGUGGUAGUGACUCUGACAACCCUCAGACUCCAAAAACCCCCACCACUCCACUUCCGCAAACUCCAACCAGGCGCACAGAGCUGUAUGCUGUGAUAGACAUUGAAAGAACUGCUGCUAUGUCAAGCUUGCAAAAAGCACUGCCCCGAGAUGACGGUACUUCUAGGAAAACUAGACAUAACAGUACUGACCUGCCUAUGUGAGCCUGGGGAGCAUUGAAUCAUUUGCACCUUUUGUGAAGUUUAUAAAAUUGAAGAUGCGAGUACUUUGCAUUUCUUAACACUAACGCCUUUUAUAGACUAAUGGAACUUUUUCUGCAUACUUCAUGUACUUGUCUUACUAAAGGGAAUUAAUGUAGAGCAAGUAUUCAUUUUAGCUUAACACUAUUUCAUUCUACAGUAGAAGUAAUUACUGCAUAGCAGCAUCACCACCUUUCACAGUGCCUCUUUAAUUGAUUAGAGUCUGAGUGACAUGCCAGUUUUGAAUUUAUAAAUAUUCUGGUCUGGUGCCUAUAUUCAUUAAUGGCAUUUAUAACACUUUUUAAAGCCUCUUGAUAUGUGCAUUAUUAGCAGGUAAACCUAAUCUUUCAAUAUACAUAUCUGACGUUCAUUCCUCAUUGAAGUGGUUCCUCCAGAAUGAAUUGUGUGUUAUAUGUUAAUUCACACAUUUGAUAUACACAGGAUAUAUUGGUUCAUCUCAAGGAAUAUAAACACCACAUCUUUUUUGUCUGUGGGCAAGAAGGCCUCUAAUUCCCGACAGUUUUCUUAACUUGUGUGAUAUUUGAGAGUUUCCAUUGAUGGUUGUUGAUCAGAGCUAUAAACACAUCAAAAAGCAACCUUAAGUUCCUUCCGUUGGAAUAGAAUUCCCAGUGACAUAUCAAAUUCCCUCUGAAAUCUGACAAAAAUUUUAUCUCAUUAGAGUUUUGGGGUUUUUUGUGAAGGAAUUCACAGGUGGCCUGUGAGAAUUAAGGCUCUCUUGUCAUUUCUUAGUUCAGUGUGCCUUCUUUUCUUUGCAUUUGUGUGUUUCCUUUUUAUUUGUUCCGUAAUGUCUUGUUUUAAAAGUCAUAAUUUUGUACAUAGCUUUAAUUGUCCAGGAUCAUCUAUGUAUUUGUCUUACUCUCUGCAUUUGACAAAGCAAGACUCUUGAAGGUCAAAUGGUUGUCUUUGUCCAGUGUUCUACUUUUUUAUGCCUGACAGAAAUAUCCCAGCUCUCCAGCCACAUGCAUUAUUGCACAACUGGAAAGGUUUAUUAUGCAGUUAUUGUCUUCCUCUAAAGCAUCAAACACAGGUUACAUGGGAGGCAGGGUACUGGACUUGAUAGUUCUUUAUAGGAAGUUGUACAUUCUAGCAGUGUGCAUCCAUAGGUGAUAGUGUACUUUAAUUUAAAAAGAUAGUAGUAAAUUAUCUGGAGGUAGUAUUAUCUAUGAGCAUACUUGUUUUCCUUUUGCAGUUGGUGAAUUUGGUUACAAUGAUGGCUGCUCAGUGUUACAGGUAGAAUGUUAUUUGUUGAAUAUGCCAGAGGCACCUAGAUUUUUUUUUUCUGUUUUGUUUAUCAAUACUCUGAAUAAUCUUAGAAUUCUGGCAGUAUUGCAGGUGCACCUUGGUACUAGCAGCAGAAGAGAUUGCUCUUGAGCCUGUGAUUGCAAAGGAACCGACACUUGUGUGAGCUGGUAUGAUGUAAAAUAACCCUUGAACUGUGAGGAAAAACAUGCAAGAAAAGCCAUUUGGAGAUCUGAAAAAGCAUUAGGUCUCCAUGCAAUAUUUGAAUUGAAGUUUCAUAAAAACCAAACUACAAUUAUUUUCUGUCUUUUAAAUUGGUGUGUAUUUCUGUUCCUACAACUUUUUUCUUUGGUCUUCUCUCAUUUAGUAGUGAUGCAGUAGUAGCAGCACCUGAAAUAUGUCUCAUGCCAUACCAAUAGGUGGCAUCAGGCCAUCUUUUUCACUCUGGCUUUCAUUAUUCUUUACAGACUGUAUGGUACUGAAAUGCCAGAUGGACAAAGAACAUAAUUUACUGAAGUAAAAGACAGGAGUCAUUAAGACCAUUGUGAGGAACUUAAAAGAGAUUUUUUUUUUAAAUAAAAAACUUAAUUAAUUACUUCAUGGUCAGCUUCUGCAUACUCUUGUGAUACACUUGCUGACUUGUGAGGAGACCUUGGUACUCAAGAAGGUAAAGACUGACUACCUAGAGCUAGGCAUUUUAAAGGUUGUAGCCAGAUGGGGCAUUGGUCUCUUCUCCCAGUCAGCCAGCAGCAGGACAAGAGGACAUGGGCUUAAGCUAAGAUGUUAGCAAGAAAUUCUUCACAGAAAGGCUGAUUAGGCAUUGGAAUGUGCUGCCCAGGGAGGUGGUGGAGUCAUUGUCCCUAGAGGUGUUCAAGGAAAGACUGGACAUGGCAGUUGGUGCCAUGGUCUUGUUGACAAGGUGGUGUUUGGUCGUAGGUUGGCUUCAGUGAUCUCAGAGGUCCUUUCCAAGCCUACUGAUUCUGUGGUUCUGUAACUGCUCCCUCACAUCUUUGCCAUUGCCUCACCUUAUGGACCUCCUGGUCUUUACUGAAGAGAAAUUACCAUGUAUUGCAACUUAGUUACUGGGUUAAUAAUAUUGGUGUGAUUCUUGUUCUUAGCAUAUAGCUCACUUAAACUUGUGAGCUGCAUGUGUUUUGAGGCAAACCUGUUUGAUCUAGCUAGCUGCUUAGCAAUAUAUGGUCCUCACCUGUAUAGUUUGGACUAAUUAACUGAACCAUUAAAACACACCUGUGAGGCAGGGAAGUAAUAAUAUUCUUAACUACUAAAUAGGGAAGCAGGGGCUUUGGGUAGAUCAUAAGUGACCUGCUGAAAUUUCAACAACCAGCCAUAUCCCUCCUUAAUUCCAGUGCACUGUCCUAUGCAUUUAUUCUGAAUCGUCUCAGAUAAAAAGAAUGGUCUGAGCAAAUUUUUUUCAUUGUUGCAAGUUUCACAAUAUUUUCUUAGCUCUGGUCCCCAGAAUUGAGAACAUAAUGAAAUUUCACCUGUCUGUAGCCUUAAUUGUAUUAAGAAGUCUGAUGACAUAUUUUCCAGGACUACUUUUUAACCUGUUAUGUUUCACAGGUGGGAUAACACUUUCUUGUUUUGUGUACGCUGCAAACAUGCUGGGUAGUCCCUGUCACCCACACUACUCAUCUUUAGCAUUCCUUAUUUUCUGCCCCUUGAAGUAGAUGCAGUUGCAAUGCACUUUACCCUUUGAGACUUGGUAAAUAUUUUUUCAAUUCAGUCUCUUUUAAAGGCUGUGAUGUUAGAUUUAGUGUCUGUAAUCUAGGAUUCAGUUUUCAGCUGAAAUCUCUCCAUGGUAUUUAGAUCAUAUUUAUUUUGGGCCCACAGGUGUAUAGACUGAGAAACUAGAAAUAUGUAACCAUUUUCUUUAGUAAAUGUGGCGUGUUAAGUUUACAUAAACUAGAUCCUGUAAAAAUGGUAGCAUCUCCAUCCAAUUCUGCUUUUCAUACAUAAUGUGCAGUUGGUUGCUGCCCUUCAAACACAUUUGACAAGGAGAAACCUUUAACUGUAGGCAUUCCUUUAGUGCAAAGAUUUGGGAAAGACAUACAUUACUGUAUAUUUUAAACAAGGAAACUGAGUUGUUAAAGAACACAGAAAAGUGACCAAAAGUACAUAAUAUUGUGCUAGAAAUACAGGGAAUGAGAAUUUAUUCCAUUGUUAUAUCAGGAAAAUUAUCUUUUCCUCAAAAUCGUGUCAGAAGGAGGACCAAUUGUUUUAAUUAUUGUGGUGUUUUUUGCUAACUUCCUAAAACAAUAUUGAAAAAGAGCAUUCUGAAAACCAUGACACUUGUUAGAACAUCUUAUGUUUCCCCCAAUAAAUAUGUUCUGCAUUUAACAGGGAUUGAAUCUGAUGAUGUGCAUUGAAGCACUAUUCCUAUUAAAGUCUUCAGAGCUUUUCUAGAAAAUGUAAGUGUUGAAGUAGAAAUUUUAUAUAAUAAAUUGAUAAAAUGUCCUUCUCCCCACCGCCCCCCACUCGAAUUUUGGAUAUUUGUGUGUGUUUGCACCUCUGACUAGGGCUUGGGUGUAAAAAGGAUCAUGGAAAUGCAUGGAAAUCAUGUAAAGUGUACAAAGUCCAAACCAAUGUCAAAACAGGGCUGCUUUUUAUACGUGACAGAUCAGCAGUGGAUUUUGCUGGUUUUAUAACACUGUGCAUUGGCUCAAAAUCUGUUCUUGUUUUUGUUUUAUAUUUACCUGCUUCUCAAUGAGAGACAUUCAAGAGAGAGCAGAUUGUUUUUACUCACUGUCGGUGAAGAGUGGAAAUUCUGAUUCAUGUCAGUAGUUUGAGCGUACAAUGAUGUAUCUGAUUUGGACGUCUAUUUUUAAGCAGUAUUUCUCGCUUCAUGUAAGGUGAGAUCAAUGGUGAAAUUCCAUUUCUGCACUGUACUAAUUUAUUUAAUGGCUGCAAAUAAGAUGAAACUAAUGGAGUAGGAACUAGUAGUGGUCUUAAAUCUGAAAUUCUCCUGUGUCCCUAAAGGAGUCUGGUCCUUCAUUGUGAUAGAUAGAGUUAGGUGUUGUUGGAAUUUAAUGAUAUGAUCUUUCCCAUCUCUUCCUUGAGGUAGCAAUUCAGGCAUUUAUAUUUGACAGUAUUUACUUAAUAUAAACCUAAGUUCAUUUAUUAUAUCUUUAUUUUUAAUUCAUAUACACUCCAAGAAAAAAGAAAUCCAGAAGAAAUUCCACCACAAAAAACUGCGUUAAGAUGGAGUCAGGUUUGCUGAUGUCCUUCUUACAGAAGAUUAUGAAAAAGGAAGUCAUGUUGAGGUUCUUUCACAAUCUUUAGGAAUUACUUCCUCUUUUGGACAAGAUGAGUGAAUCAGAAGGAAAAAAAAGAGCAACUUAGCAUCUGCAACUCUGACCAUGUAUACAUUAUUUCUUGUGCUGUGCUGUAAGGUAUGUGAGUAAGUCUGUCAGAUGUCUUAGGAGGAUAUUUUCCUAACACGAUGUUUACUCCAGAUUAACGCAGUAUUUUGUUUGGAAGUAUGUAGGUGUACAGGUAGAAAUAGAAUAUGAGAAAUAAGGUUGAUGAAACAAGUGUGGACAUUUCUAUAUUUUUAUACAUUAUGAAGGGCAUUUUUUAAAUUUUUCUUGCAGUUUUAGUAAUUAUUUAGUGUGGUAAUAUACAUAUAUUGUGACAAUGUUUUCCGCUAUAUCCAUUACUUUGGUGUAAUUCUAUUUUAUGUAGCAAAUAUUUGUAUAUAGAAAGGAGAUUAUGUAAAAAACUAUCAUUAAAAAAUAGGCUCAAGCCCUUCAGAACAGGGACCGUCUUCCUCUGUGUCUACAAAGUACUAAAUGCCUUGGGGUCCCAGCCAGAGCUCCUGUCUGAGACCUGUAGUGACCGAAUUGCCAAGUGAGGAGUGUGGGGGAAGCAGCUCCCUGCUUUCCGUGAGAAGCCUUAGUAUGAAAGGUGCUGUGAAGCUCGCCCUGCCAGUCCCUGCUGCUGGGGCUGUGCAGUGUAUGGCUGUCCCCAGCACCACCUGCCAAGCGACCCCGAGAGCCCAGAGUAUCCUUUGCUCCGGUCCUUCCGCUUGGCAGUUGGAAAGGAAGUCUGACAAGGAGCUUUGAUGUCAGCAGGAAAUCUUCCUUGUUAGUGGGGUGACCCUUCCAGAGCUUGUUUGGUCUGCAUGCAGUGUCCUUUGAAGAGGAAGAAACGAUUCCUGUUGACUUCAAGGGCCACUGGAUGUGCUCGUGCAAGAUCAAGUACUGCUGGUGUAACAGCUCUGUUACACCUGAGGACCUGCUUGGUCAAGUUCUUCAGGAAUGGUCUAAGAGGAUGUAAAAAUAUAAAUAUAUUUAAUUACAUGUACUGAAAACCAAAUCCUAUUUGUUGUGGUCAGAGUUCAGAUAAUUAUGGGAAUUUUGAUUUCUUAGUCAUAGUUGCAUAAAUAUUGCUUUAACUGUUGUGUAUGAAAGAGGAAGUGAUUCUAAAAUGUGUGAAAGAUCAGGAUUACACCUGUUUCUUAAUGGUAAUGUUAUUUAGGAAUGGAUGUCAGCAAAUUGAACUCCAUAAUAAUGCAGGUUUUUUUGCAUUGGAAUAUGUGUGUAUAUCAUACACCCACAUUUUAUAUAUAAUAUAUUAUAUAUUUGGUACUAACUUUGUAUUUUGAAAUUUUGCCAAAUCGCAAACACGGAUGUUCUCACUUGUAAGACUUCGGUACUUAAUAACUGAAUGUAUAAGAAAUGCUCUGGUAUGAGAGGAAAGAGUGUUGUAUGGUGUCCCGCAGUCCAGAUGGCUCGACCAGCAGGCACACUGCCUUUCUCACGUCUCGCCUCGUUGCAGCAUCACCUUUGGUCUCCUGGAAAGCAGUCUGUGUCCCGGCCAAACCGCAGGCCAGCCGCACCGCACUAGCGUCAAAGCUGACUGGUAGGAGUGAUACAGUAGUCACCAGUGUGCCACAAAUGCAUUUAUUAAAUGCAGAAAUAGACAUUUCUACAAAGGCCAAAAUCUUUUGUUGUGUGUUCCUUUCUUGUCAUUACAUUGUAUCAUAUUGUAAGAUUAUUGUAUGUCCUAAUUUGCAUUAUAAAAUGUUUUUUCCUACUUAAAGGCAUAAAUAUAGCAACUUUGUAUAAAGGUAGCUUUCUAGAUUUUUAUUUCUUUUAUAUAAAAAAAUCUAAACAGUGGGAGUACCGUUGCCAAAUUGUUUAUAAAAUUUCAAGUAAUUUUCCCUGUUCAGUGAAUUUGUUUUUACAAACAUUCCGUAUUUCUUAUACUAUGCAGAAAGAGUGUAUUUUUAUGCCAUUCCACAUUAAUCUUAAAAAAAAAAAAUCACUUCUUUUAAGCUGUUGUUAUAGAGAAAGCUUACCAAAUGUGCAUUUUUAAAAAAAUGUGUUAUGUACAUUUUUCCCCUUACCAGUGCCAACUUCAUUUGGAAAAAAAAAAAAUUGUAGCAUGGCAAUAAACUAUUGAUUUUACAUUAAAA
Haemorhous mexicanus (house finch) is the source of this 8529-nucleotide messenger RNA. It is a transcript of the gene FRS2, whose product is annotated as fibroblast growth factor receptor substrate 2. Gene Ontology annotation, cellular component: cytoplasm; cell-cell junction. Gene Ontology annotation, biological process: cell surface receptor protein tyrosine kinase signaling pathway. The transcript is spliced from 7 exons. The coding region runs from base 270 to 1796 and encodes 508 amino acids. NCBI's taxonomy places the organism in Eukaryota, Metazoa, Chordata, Aves, Passeriformes, Fringillidae. The record is from RefSeq and is a predicted model, not a curated record.